Molecule: messenger RNA, 2764 nt
Organism: Monopterus albus (swamp eel)
Lineage: Eukaryota; Metazoa; Chordata; Actinopteri; Synbranchiformes; Synbranchidae
Gene: slc68a1a
Product: major facilitator superfamily domain containing 13A
Exons: 9
Coding region: 315-1847 (510 amino acids)
Source: RefSeq, a predicted model, not a curated record
UGGGUGGCGCUGUAAUCCUAGUUUCUUCGUGUACACUACUGGAUAAACACACUACGGUGCUCACGGAUGUGAGUAACCGGCUGUAAGUUGUCAUGACGUGGUGUCUCUGCCUCCGCAGUCGCCUGCUAGUGAUUCUGACACGUCCGCUGCUGAACAGACAGCAAAUUAGCUUCUUCUGAGCUGAACACCAUUCAUCCGGUCUGGUUAAGGCUCUUCUGUCGGCUAUGAUGAGGUGGUGACCCUGGGUUGGCCAGGCCGGGAGAUGAUUGCAGCUGGGCACAGGGAGAAGACUGAGCAGAGAUUGAGAGAGAAGCAUGGGCAGGAGUGCCUGGUCCUGCUGGCAACGCAUUUUCUCUACUGCAGUGCUCUAUGGCUCUUUGGCCCUGUUUACCUCCAUCCUCCACAAUGUGUUCCUGCUGUACUAUGUGGAGACGUUUGUGUCCAUCUACAAGAUUGACAAAAUCUCCUUCUGGGUGGGAGAAACAGUGUUUCUUAUAUGGAACAGCCUGAAUGACCCUCUCUUUGGUUGGCUGAGUGACCACUCCUUCCUCAGCUCUUCUCAGCCAGGCUCUCAGAUAACAUCUCCAGAGGUGGUGCUGAAGCGCCUGAAGGCCCUCUCCACAAGUGGCCCUCUCUUUGCUCUGUCAUUCCUCGCCUUCUGGGUGGCAUGGGCCAGACCAGGCCUGCAGUUCCUGCUAUGCCUGUGUCUGUAUGAUGGCUUCCUGACUAUGGUGGACCUCCACCACAGCGCCCUGCUGGCAGACCUCGCUGUGUCGGCCGCCGAUCGCACACGUCUCAACUUUCACUGCUCGGUGUUCAGCGCCUUGGGCUCAUUAUCGGUUUUUCUGUCCUACUGUUUCUGGGAUAAAGAGGAUUUCUACUCCUUCCGUCUCUUCUGCGUGACUAUGGCAGCUAUUUCCAGCUUGGGCUUCUUCUUGGUGUCCAGGUUGCUACAGCGCCGUUUUCAAAAGGAAGUUCAUCCAAGACAGGAUGAGGCACUGACACUCAAAGAGCUGAGUGUCGGCCAUGCUCCACUUACCCACCCAGAAAAGCCUGUCACUAUUCGACAGUACCUGAAGCAGCUCUCCAAACACAAGAACUUCAUGUGGUUUGUGUCAAUGAACCUUAUCCAGGUAUUUCACUGCCAUUUCAACAACAACUUCUUCCCUCUAUUCCUGGAACAUCUCCUGUCUGACAAUAUCUCUGCCUCUACAGGUUCAGUCUUACUUGGGAUCUCUUACAUUGCCCCCCACCUGAACAACUUGUAUUUCCUGACACUGUGCCAGCGUUAUGGAGUUUACCAGGUUAUCCGCUGGCUAUUUAUGCUCAAACUGGGACUUAGUGUGGCUAUGCUGCUGGCAGGGGCUGACCACAUUUAUCUGCUGUGCAUCUUCAUUGCUAGUAACCGGGUGUUUACAGAAGGGACGUGCAAGCUGCUGAAACUGGUUAUUUCGGAUCUGGUGGACGAGGACUUUGUGGUCAACCGACGUCAGCAGGCCACCUCUGCUCUCCUCUUCGGGAUGGUUGCCUUGUUGACCAAACCUGGCCAGACUUUGGCGCCACUCAUUGGCACCUGGCUGUUGUGCGUCUACACAGGUUAUGAUAUUUUUGAGAGGGAACCUGUGAAGGACUCUGUGGUUUCUGUGCCUCACGUUGCCGCUGGCUCAGGGACUCAGCCUCUACGCCUUGGCUGCUUCCACAUGUUGGUGUUUGUGCCUAUCACCUGCGCCCUGCUCCAGCUGGCCACAUGGUCUCGCUUCACGCUCCACGGCCGCAAGCUGCAAGGGAUCAAGACCCUAAGGCAAGGGGCCCAGCAUGGCCACCUUAUUGAUGUCAAGGCCAUAUGAACUGAACAAAGCUGGGUGAAUCUGCAGGCAGAAACUUUUAAAUAAUCAGUUUUACAGUCUCUUUUUAUUAAUAGUUUGGAAGGUGAUGAAGCAGUGGGCUGUUCUGAUUUGGUCAAUAACUCAACCUGAUGUGCAAGAGUAUAACCACUCCACAACAUGAGAUUUUGUGGACAGUGAACAGUGCACGAUGGACUGAUUGAUCCCACUGGGAAGAACAUGAAUGGUUAAAAAAAUUUUACAUAAAAGAAAAAAAAAGAAACUUGCCUUAUUUUUUAAUAUUAAAUUAUUGACCUAUAUUUGUAUCUGAACAGAUGACCAAAUAACAUUAAUGGACCAAGAGGAUAAGUUCUGAUGGUGCAGGCCAAAGAUGUGGUGCUCUCCUUAAAGCAUUAUGUAAAGCAUAACUGUAGCCUGGAGUGCAGUCUGAAUGCCCUUGUUGCUCAGUGAUUAUCUAACAUCUGGAAGACCAGGGGUUUACUACAGAACUACAGCUGUGAGUUCUAAUCUUAUUCACAAGAAAAUGAAAUAAAUGUGUUCCAUCAGUGUUAUUGAUGGAGCAGGAUGGAGCUUGCACCUCAGAGCUGGUAAUCAUUCACUAUUUCUUUAUAUGCACACAGUUUGGUGUUGAGAAGUAAGUGAUUAUAUGUUCAGUAUUGAUGAUGUUUUUGCACAAAACUGCCAUUUGUCUGCUUUACUUCUAACACUGUAAUUGUAGCACACUGUGUAUAUUGUAAUAUUCCAUUUUAGAAUAUGUACUUUGUGGUAUCCAUAUUAUGUUAACUUUUGUCAUUUUUCAGAAUACACAGAGGAUGUGUGGUAUUACUGCAAAUAAACUUUUUACUUGGGGUAAAAGUGAAACUCUGCUGUGAUAUGCCAUAUUUAUAAGGUCUUUAUUAAACCACAAAGCUGAAAUGUGA